AUGUCGACUUUCGUUCUCUUCUGUCUUCUUUCUCUCUUCUUUGGAGUUGCAUUUCCAGCCUUCUUAGCACCCAUUACGACAGACUUGCCCAGUAAAAAGUACAUGCUGAGAAUUUACCUAAAAACCCCUCCACAGCCCGCAAAUUUACUUCUUGACAUCAGCGCUUCCUUCAGUACUUUAGUCUACUGUAGUCACAGCCAUUACAGCUCCUUCGGCUCCACUUCAUGCAAACUUAGGUCUGCUUCUCCCGGUCCGGUUUGUUCCAGUGACUCGCUUUCUAUGCCCGUAACCGACGGCCGGAAUCCGGGUCAACUUGGUGAGAUUCCGGGGUUCAUAUUUGCAUGUGGCAAAAGGUCUUUACGCAAAGGCCUUGUUAAGGGUGCUGCCGGUUUAGCCGGUCUGGGCCGGUCUAAUUUGUCGAUCCCGGCGCAAGUCAGCAGUUUUUCCUCUGAGAACUUGGUGUUUGCGCUUUGCUUGUCCGGUUCACCCUCGGCUCCUGGGGUGGCGUUUUUCGGUUCAGGUGGCCCGUAUUACUUUCUUCCCGAAAUUGACCUCUCAAAAUUCCUUAAUUACACCCCACUCCUGUCGGAUCCAGCUGGUAGUGGGAGCACGGUAAUAAAUUACUCCAACCCCUCGAACGAGUAUUUUAUUGGUUUGACGGCAAUAAAAGUCAACGGGAAGGCCGUGAAGUUCAAUCAGACGCUUCUGAGCAUUGAUGAGAAGGGAUUUGGUGGGACCAAGUUGAGCACGGUAACUCCAUACACCUCGCUGCACUCUACAAUUUACCGGGCAUUGACUGAGGCGUUUGUCAAUGAAUCAGCUGCGCUCAAUCUCACUAUAACACAACCUGUAAAGCCAUUCAACGUUUGCUACAAUGCGGAUGAGGUUAUGAGUACGCGCAUAGGACCGGCAGUUCCCACCGUGGAUUUUGUGCUGCAAGAUGAUGAUGUGAUUUGGAGAAUUUUUGGGUGGAAUUCAAUGUUCAGAAUCUUUCGUGAUGGUGUGGAUCUCUACUGUUUGGGAUUUUUGGAUGGUGGGCCUAACCCAAGAUCGUCGAUCGUGAUUGGAGGGCACCAAAUGGACGAUAACUUGUUACAAUUUGAUCUGCAGUCCAACAGGCUAGGGUUUAGUUCUUCCCUUUUAGUACAUGGUACGAUGUGCGCUAACUUUAAUUUUACAACCAACAAUAACUUGAGAUAG
Sesamum indicum (sesame) is the source of this 1200-nucleotide messenger RNA. Its product is annotated as putative aspartic proteinase GIP1. Gene Ontology annotation, molecular function: aspartic-type endopeptidase activity. Gene Ontology annotation, biological process: proteolysis. Lineage: Eukaryota; Viridiplantae; Streptophyta; Magnoliopsida; Lamiales; Pedaliaceae. The record is from RefSeq and is a predicted model, not a curated record.